Torulaspora delbrueckii is the source of this 1245-nucleotide messenger RNA. It is a transcript of the gene MRI1, whose product is annotated as S-methyl-5-thioribose-1-phosphate isomerase MRI1. Bases 1 to 1245 code for a protein of 414 amino acids. Lineage: Eukaryota; Fungi; Ascomycota; Saccharomycetes; Saccharomycetales; Saccharomycetaceae. Gene Ontology annotation, molecular function: S-methyl-5-thioribose-1-phosphate isomerase activity. The transcript has a single exon. The record is from RefSeq and is a predicted model, not a curated record.
AUGUCCUUGGAGGCCAUAAAAUUUGAUAGAAGUGAGCCACGUCAUGUGUCAGUCAAGGUGCUAGAUCAGUUGCUACUUCCAUAUACUACCAAAUACAUACCGAUCUACACGAUUGAUGAUGGUUACUCUGUGAUCAAAACGAUGCAAGUCAGAGGAGCUCCAGCAAUUGCUAUAGUGGGGACCUUAUCCGUUCUUACAGAAGUACAAUUAUUGCAAUCGGAAAGUUAUACCAAAUCUCAAUGGUUUUAUGAUCUAACCAACUGGGAAAGUGUUCGUGAGAGGCUCUUACAAAGAAUCGAUUAUUUACUGAGCAGCAGACCAACGGCAGUGAAUCUUUACAACUCUAUUAAAGAUAUUCGCAUUUUAGUGGGGGAAUCACAGAGGUUGCAGGCCCUAGAUGAGAAAUUAUUUGCGUACACUUGCCAACUUAUUGACCAGGAUUUGUUGAACAACAUGAAGAUGGGUGAUAAUGGUGCUUCGUUUCUUUUAAACGAUUUGCAAGAGGAAGGCUUUGAAGGAGAUUUUGCGGUUCUAACCAUCUGCAACACAGGUUCCUUGGCCACAUCUGGAUAUGGUACUGCACUGGGUGUCAUUCGCUCGCUAUGGAAGGAUUCUAUGGUCAAGUCGAAAUCUAGCGGCUCUAAAAAAGCUAAAAUAUCAAACUCUAAUUCUAAACUCACACAUGUCUUCCCAUUAGAGACAAGACCGUACAAUCAAGGUUCAAGGCUAACAGCUUACGAACUAGUACACGAUCAAAUUCCAGCGACUUUGAUCACAGACAGUUCUAUUGCUUACAAGAUCAAGACUAGUCCUAUUCCAGUGAAGGCCGCCUUUGUUGGUGCAGAUAGAAUUGUUCGUAAUGGUGACACAGCUAAUAAGAUUGGUACUUUCCAAUUAGCAGUCAUUUGCAAACAAUUUGGUAUUAAAUUUUUCGUUGUAGCACCAAAGACUACCAUCGAUGGUGUGACUGAAACAGGUGAUGGAAUCAUCGUUGAGCAAAGGAAACCAAAUGAAUUUAGACUGGUCACAGGUACGGCCAUCGAUCCAGAGACAGAAUUACCCAUCAGAUCCAAGAAUACGAAUGAGCUACAAUCUGCUAAAGUGGGAAUCGCACCACCUGAUAUCGAUGUAUGGAAUCCCUCAUUUGAUGUGACACCACACGAAUUUAUCGAUGGUAUAAUCACGGAAGAAGGUGUUUUUACUAAGGGCUCUGAUCAAACUUUCAAACUGGACUCCCUUUUUUAA